Elgaria multicarinata webbii is the source of this 612-nucleotide messenger RNA. RefSeq names its product phospholipase A2 inhibitor and Ly6/PLAUR domain-containing protein-like. The coding region runs from base 1 to 612 and encodes 203 amino acids. The record is from RefSeq and is a predicted model, not a curated record. The transcript has 5 exons. NCBI's taxonomy places the organism in Eukaryota, Metazoa, Chordata, Lepidosauria, Squamata, Anguidae.
AUGAAGACUUCUUCCGUGACCAUCACAAUCUGUGUCCUCACAGCCCUGCUAGCCACAGGAACGUGUCUUCAGUGCGAGCGCUGCAGAAGUGCCACCAGCUCAUGUUUUGGGCCGCUGCAGACCUGCGAGGAGGAUGAAAAUGCCUGCUUGAUUCUCACCAUGGAGUCUAGAAUCGGUAGGGUGAGAAAUGUGGCCACUUACAAAGGAUGUACCAAUCUGGUGCACUGCCCUCCGGGGCCUUUCACCAUCACCACCACCUUACAUGAACGCAUCCGGAGUAACUCAGAUUGCUGCUGCUGGGAUCAUUGCAACAAAGGAGGUUUGAGAUUGCCAGUGCGAGGUGAACCAAACCUCCGAUUAUGCCCUGGACAGAAGCGUGAUGACUCCAAGUGCAGCAUUGCUGAGAAACUUCACUGCCACGGACAGGAGGUCAACUGUUUCUAUCAUGCUGGACAUGUUCAAGCUGGUGUCAAGAAUGAGACCUUUGUCAAACAAGGCUGUGGGACCAAGCAUACGUGCCUUGAUAAACUGGGCAGAUUUGGAAUACCAGGAUUGUUCCUUGAAACACUGACCAAGGUGGAGUGCAGCCGGGCUUCCAAAAUUGGCACCUAA